AUGCAGUCAAAGAAUGACAAUGCAAGCUCCGAUAUUGCAACUAAAUAUAAGAGCCUAGCCCGUGGCCCUACCGUCCUCGAGCUCAUUACCAAAUUCGAGCAAGAGGAAUUCAUCAAAAGGAAUCUGAAGUCCGAGUCUCUGUCAAACAAUCUGAGCAAGCCUUUGCUUGAUGAUCACUUUGCAGAGGGAGCAGCUGAAGGAGUCUGCUCGGCUGCGGUGAUGCAUUGGCUUGCCACCGGCACCGUCCCGGCUCCCACCGAGAACAUGGCUACGAAGCUAUCUCGAGUCCAAGGCUCCUUUGACCUCGAUAAUGAACCUCAAUACUUGACUUGGCACAGUAACCUAUCAGCAUUCUUUGAGAAUCUCAAGAAAGCUAAAGACAGUGAGAACUUGAAUCUCAACGACAACCAAAUCUUCAUCAACUAUUUGCUUGACAACUCGGGUAAGAUCAACACAGGGUUCAAGCUUUUCCUCAUCCUUUCUUUCCAGAAUGGCACUAAACAAUGUGCCCACGCGGUUGGCUGGAAUCUGGGGACCAAAAGCUUCUUCGAUCCCAAUUACGGCGUUUGGAAGGUCAAAACUCCUGAUCCCAAGAAUAGCAUUUGGAAGAUCAUACCUUCUGGCAAUGACUCCGAUCCGGCCACAGUCAUCGCCUCUUCGAUUAUUGGCUUGGAUGAGAUUCGCAAGAAAUACGGAGACCCAGUCUCUGUCCAGGCUAUCACUUUCUAA
Colletotrichum fioriniae is the source of this 729-nucleotide messenger RNA. RefSeq lists its product as uncharacterized. The record is from RefSeq and is a predicted model, not a curated record. Lineage: Eukaryota; Fungi; Ascomycota; Sordariomycetes; Glomerellales; Glomerellaceae.